GUACACACAUUCAGGUGCCUGCAGUGAUCUAAUCUUUUCCGUUAUCUUUUCGAUAGCAUCUCCAGGUUCCUUCUGCUCGACAUCCAAGGGCUGUAUAACUGUAGACUAGAAUCAGAUUUGCCUAACGCACGGACGUGGCAAGUUUGGAGUUACUUGUACAAUACACGGCUGUUAGUAACAAUUUUACAGCUGCAACUUUGGGUUUGAAUUUUUUUUCCUCAGACCCUGUGCACUGCGUGGUUUGCCUGUAAUUUUGUUCGUUUUCCGGCUUCCCAGUUUGUGACUUAUUUUUUUGGACAUUCCUUGUACUAAUUUGGAGUACUCGCAGGAAUGGCAGCAAUGAUAUCGCGACGCUACUUGUCCUCGACAACGAGAUUAGCGGCAUCUGUAAAAGGAGCACCGGAAAUGCCAGGAUGCGAUUUUAAGCCGGUUGCAUAUAAAGGUUUAAAUAUGGAAGAAACGGUUAAGCUGCGGAAAAGCCAUCUUUUUCCCAGCACGCAAAGUUACGCUUACUACAAGAAGCCGCUCAUGAUCCAUCAAGGCCAUAUGCAGUGGUUAUGGGAUCAUGCUGGAAAGCGAUAUCUGGACAUGUUUGCAGGAAUUGUCACCGUGAGUGUAGGACACUGCCAUCCGAAGGUGUUGGCAGCGGCGGAAGGGCAGCUGAAGAAACUGUGGCACACUACCUCAAUUUACAUGUAUCCCGGUCUGCAAGAAUAUGUGGAGAAACUGACCAGUAAAAUGCCGGGAAAUCUGAAGAAUGUCUACCUCGUUAACAGUGGAUCAGAAGCUAACGAUCUGGCAAUGCUACUGGCCAGAUUGCAUUCCGGUUGUUACGACAUCAUUGGACUUCGGAGCGCUUAUCAUGGAACCAGUCCCAACUUGUUGGGCUUGACAGCUCUGUCCACUUGGCAUUAUAACCUUCCUGUCGGAUUCGGCAUUCAUCAUACCAUGAAUCCUGACCCGUAUCGGGGCAUUUGGGGUGGCAAAUACUGUCGAGAUUCUCCGGUUCAGACCACAAGAAACUGCGAUUGUCAGUCGGACAAAGCUUGCGAAGCCGGCAACCAGUAUAUCGCUCAACUGGAAGAUGUACUACGCUUCUGUUGUCCUAAAGGAAGAAUCGGUGGAAUGUUCGCAGAAUCCAUUCAGGGAGUCGGAGGAACAAUACAAUUUCCCAAGACAUUCCUGCAACGCGCAUUCAAAAUUAUUCGGGAUCACGGCGGUGUGUGCAUUUCGGACGAAGUGCAGACCGGCUUUGGACGCACUGGAGAACAUUACUGGGGUUUCGAAGCGCACGGUGUCGUACCGGAUAUCGUGACCAUGGCCAAAGGCAUUGGAAAUGGAUACCCUAUGGCCGCAGUGGUAACGACACCGGAAAUCGCCAAAAGUCUAGCAGCAGCCAGCCAUUUCAACACUUUCGGAGGGGGCCCACUAGCUUGUGCUAUUGGAUCAGCUGUUCUAGACGUUAUCGAUGAAGAAGGCUUACAACAAAACUGCGCUAAAGUGGGAACGCAUUUUUUGGAAGGAUUGGCCAAAUUACAGGAGAACUAUGAAAUAAUCGGUGAUGUGCGCGGAAAAGGUCUCAUGGUUGGUGUAGAAAUGGUGAAAGACAGAAAGUCGAAGACGCCACUGCCGGCUGCUGAUAUGGCCGAAAUCUGGGAGACUACCAAAGAUUUGGGCGUACUCAUUGGGAAAGGCGGAUAUUACGGAAACGUGUUCCGGAUAAAGCCUCCAAUGUGUAUCACCAAAGAAGAUGUCGAUUUUACGCUGGACGUAUUCAAAACAGCUCUGGACCGCUAUUCUGGGAAACGAUAGAAGUUCAUUCAAGUGUACUACCUGACAUUAGCUCACAAUCAGUACCUAACUUUUUACAAACUACUGAAUCGAUAUCUUGCCGCUGUAGAAUUCCAAUUAACACCUACCGCUACCGGUUAAAAUAUUACAGUUAGUGCAUAUUCAGAUUUUUCUCUUCUCUGCCUAGCUGGUCUACAAUAUUAAUAAUUUAAGACUGCAGUACUGUAAUCAGAAACAAUGUUUAUUAAUUUUCACAUUUUGUAAUAUUUGCUCUCGCUUCCAUGUUUGUGUGGGAAGCCCUGGGAACCAGCUUUUUAUUAUUAGGCAACAGUUUCGCACCAAACUUCUAAACUGAAAUAUAGUACCUAUUUGUUGCUGGAAAAUACUCUGGUGUGCUUUGUGCAGGAUUUUUUCUCGUACUGGUGGAAUUCAGCGCAUUAAACACCUGCAGGCA
This is a messenger RNA of Paramacrobiotus metropolitanus, 2245 nucleotides long. RefSeq names its product alanine--glyoxylate aminotransferase 2, mitochondrial-like. The transcript is spliced from 12 exons. Gene Ontology annotation, molecular function: pyridoxal phosphate binding; L-alanine:glyoxylate transaminase activity. The record is from RefSeq and is a predicted model, not a curated record. Gene Ontology annotation, biological process: glyoxylate catabolic process. Gene Ontology annotation, cellular component: mitochondrion. Bases 331 to 1812 code for a protein of 493 amino acids. Lineage: Eukaryota; Metazoa; Tardigrada; Eutardigrada; Parachela; Macrobiotidae.